AUGUGUGGGAAAUCUUUUGCUCAGGCAGGCAGUUUCAAGUUACAUUUAUUAAUUCACACUGGACAGAAACCUCACAAAUGUGAGGUUUGUGGGAGAUGUUUUGCUUUGUCAAACAGUCUGAAGACACACGAAUUAAUUCACACUGGAAAGAAACCGAGGGAAUGUGAAGUUUGUGGGAAAUCUUUUGCUAGAGCAAGCUGCCUAAAAAGACACUCAUUAAUUCACACCGGAAAGAAACCUCACAAAUGUGAGAUUUGUGGGAGGUGUUUGUCUUCAUCUCACAAUCUCAAGACACAUGAAUUAAUUCACACUGGACAGAAACCUCACAAAUGUGAGAUUUGUGGGAGGUGUUUGUCUUCGUCUCACAGUCUCAAGACACACGAAUUAAUUCACACUGGACAGAAACCUCAUAAAUGUGAGAUGUGUGGGAAAUCUUUCGCUCAGGCAGGCAGUCUCAAGUUACAUUUAUUAAUUCACACUGGACAGAAACCACACAAAUGUGCGGUUUGUGGGAGAUGUUUUGCUUUGUCAAACCGUCUCAAGACACACGAAUUAAUUCACACUGGAAAGAAACCUAGGAAAUGUGAAAUUUGUGGGAAAUCUUUUGGUAGAGCAAGCAGUCUAAAAAGACACUCAUUAAUUCACACUGGAAAGAAACCUCACAAAUGUGAGAUUUGUGGGAGGUGUUUGUCUUCGGCUCACAAUCUCAAGACACAUGAAUUAAUUCACGCUGCAAAGAAACCACACAAAUGUGAGAUUUGUGGGAAAUCUUUUGUUAGGUCAGCCGAUCUCAAGAGACAUGGAUUAAUUCACACUGGAAAGAAACCUCAAAAAUGUGAGCUGUGUGGGAAAUCUUUUGCUCAGGCAGGCAAUCUCAAGUUACACUUAUUAAUUCACACUGGAAGGAAACCACACAAAUGCGAUAUUUGUGGGAAAUCUUUUGCUAGGUCAGGCGAUCUCAAGACACAUGCAUUAGAACACAUUGGAAGGGGACAUCACAAAUGUGGUAUCUGUGCCAAAAGUUUCACUCAAUUGGGUACUCUCAAGACACAUGCAUUACUUCACAUAAGAAAGAAAGUACAAGUAAGUGUUAGUUUACACAAAUAGGUUUUCCUGGUUUGUGCCCUCAAGGCCUGUAAAAUAAUGGAUGUAACAGGGGGACAAUAAAUUGUAAUGCCUGUGAAAUAACAUUAAAAUGUGUUAGAAAAGAAGUGUGCAAUGAUACGUACUAUAGAGUGGUAAGAGGUAAUGUGACAAUAUAAAAAUCUAUAUCAG
Schistocerca nitens (vagrant locust) is the source of this 1275-nucleotide messenger RNA. Its product is annotated as zinc finger protein 98-like. Lineage: Eukaryota; Metazoa; Arthropoda; Insecta; Orthoptera; Acrididae. Gene Ontology annotation, biological process: regulation of transcription by RNA polymerase II. Bases 1 to 1107 code for a protein of 368 amino acids. Gene Ontology annotation, molecular function: RNA polymerase II cis-regulatory region sequence-specific DNA binding; DNA-binding transcription factor activity. The record is from RefSeq and is a predicted model, not a curated record. The transcript has a single exon.